This is a messenger RNA of Sphaerodactylus townsendi, 3621 nucleotides long. It is a transcript of the gene RETREG1, whose product is annotated as reticulophagy regulator 1. The transcript is spliced from 9 exons. The record is from RefSeq and is a predicted model, not a curated record. The coding region runs from base 329 to 1402 and encodes 357 amino acids. Gene Ontology annotation, biological process: reticulophagy; negative regulation of neuron apoptotic process. NCBI's taxonomy places the organism in Eukaryota, Metazoa, Chordata, Lepidosauria, Squamata, Sphaerodactylidae. Gene Ontology annotation, cellular component: endoplasmic reticulum membrane.
GGUUCCUUGCAUUGACUCCUUGGAGACUGUAUCACCUGGUUUCACUCACACUCCUUGCAGUCGUCAUAAUGCAGAUAAUGAGGGACCUGGUGCUGUCCAGAGGGAGAGGCACGCAGUUAUGGCGAAGCUUCACUGACAGGCUGCGCCAAUCAAAACUGUACUCUGUGAACUCCAUUCAAGACAAGCAGACACUUGGUGAUUUGUGUAAAUACACCCUGCAGCAGAGAGACUAAACAGUAGCCUGUGAAGGAGCCUGGGAGCCUGGUUUUCUUCAGACAGAGAACGAUUGAAAACUUCCCUUGGAUUAGCCCCCUGUUAAAAGCUCAGCAUGUCAGAAGGGGAGGACUGUGAACAAAAUGAAAGCUGGGAAGUCGUUGAUUCCAGAUCUGAAUACAGGCUGAGGCUGAGCCAGAGUGUGGAAGGAAGGCUGAUGAGUUUCCUCUUAUUCCUCCAUGAAAUGGCCCACUUCAAAGAACAGAAUCCUGGCAAGUUUUGCCUUCUGGUCUGUAGCGUCUGCACAUUCUUCACCAUCGUGGGAAGUUACAUUCCUGGAGUGGUGCUGUCCUACUUUCUGUUGUUAGGUGCCUUUCUGUGUCCACUCUUUGCACGCAAUGAAUUUGGACAGAAAGUAUAUAGCAACCUGAAGUCAGUUCUGCUGAAACUGGACCUUGGUAUUGGGGACUAUAUCAACCAAAAAUUGAAAGAGAGAGCUGAAAUGAUAAAAACAAAGUUGAUUGAAGAUGACAGUGAGCUAGACAUAUCAUCUUUGUGUCCUCAGGUUAGCCCUGCAGUUGUUGCCAGAGAGAUGUCCAUCUCAGACACGGAUGUAUCGGAGGUCUCUUGGACUGAUAAUGGAACUUUCAAUCUAUCUGAGGGAAACACUCCACAGACAGAUACCUCUGAUGAGUUUGAUCGGACAAGUGACCAUGAGGAAGUGUUUGCAAAAGAGCUUUCGGAGUUCCCAUCUGUGGAAAAUGGCGCAAGAACGAACGAGGAGGAGGAGGACUCCAGCCUUGGCAUGCCCCUGCAGCGAGGGGGGAAGAAGGACCACCACCCUGCCCUGCCUUCCCAGCGUACCAGGCAAGAGAAGGAGGGGCUCUCGGCAGCAGGCCUCUCCUUACCUCUGCUCAAUAACCAGGCCUUCCACUUAGUACAGGCCAUGGCCACCGACGUCGUGACCUCUGCCGUGACAGCAGCUGUCAGAGACCAGUUGCGAUCCAUCCAAGCAGGCCCAAGCUUAAACGAAGAGACAGACUCUGAGGAAGGGGAUGACUUUGAACUGCUGGACCAGUCGGAGCUGGAGCAGAUCGGAAGUGAACUGGGCCUGACAAAAGGCCAAGAGGCUGAACCACAAGAAAAGAAGUUCUCCAGCUUCUUAUCUAACUUGCUUGGGGGCCAUUAAUGCAGAAACUGGAGCUGCUUAACAAUAUAGUGAGAACAAAUGACUAUAGACAACAUGAAAUGCAAAAAGGAAAAUGACUAGCUGUAAGCUUUAACUAAUAUUAUUUUAGAUGUGCUGCGACCUCCUUGCUGCUGAGUGAAAUACCUUGUUACAGAUCUGUUGAUACUGAUAGUUUUGUUUCUCAUAGUGAUGCCAUAGAAAUGAAAGGGGGGGAAUCCCAUUAUUUUGUCUCAGAGGAAUUUAAGAGUCAAUAAUUUUUUUUGUAAAAAAGAAAAGGAAAAAAAGAUUAAUAUUGCCAAAUGUAGCACCCUUCAGACUUUAGCCAAAUCCUCUUCAUGUCCUGACUGUUUACUCUGACUUUUCAAGCGUGGCGCAGCAGCAGCACUUCAGUGGGGGGAGAAACUGAAAACUGGAAUGGAGAAGCCAUCAUCUCUCGGCUGCAGUAGCAGACGGCAGCGACCCUCCAAAGUGAACAGAUGUGUCAAAGGUCCAUGGACCCUGAGCCCUGCACCAAAUGGCAUCACUCCCACUGUGCUUUCCUGGCUUCUAGUCCACCUUUGAACUCCCAGAGGUUCUCCUAGGUGGGAUAGGGUGAGACAGGGCCAAGUGGCAUCCAUCCUCAUAGGCAGUGUAGCCUGACAAAAUGACAUGUCCUCAGACUUCUAUUUACCUUCUAUCAUUUUGUAAUAGACUGUAAGGCAAACACUAUGCAUGUCAUCAGUAUAUAGCAAGUGUGAAUAUUCGUUUGUAUGGUGUGGAGGACAGUCGACCAAUCUCCUUGGAAUCUCCUUACCUGCUUUUUCUAUCAAUUAUUCUGUCCCAGAAUACAAGAAAUUACAAUCCUACAAACUAUGACUAUAUGACUAUAGAUUUGCAAGGACUAUUCUUAUGGAAGAAACAUAGAAUAUUCCGGAUAUAAAAGAUGGCGCCAUCCAGUUUGAACACCCUAUGUGCUCUGUGGCUGACCUUGGGUCUUCAUAAGCCAUGUAACUGACUUAAUUUUUAAAAGCUUUGUGGUUCACCUUUGAAAACUGAGGGAAAGAGGCAGUGCCUUAUCAAGGUAAACCAAAGUUUAGAGAACAAAAAUAACUUAUAGACUUAGUAGUGUUGCACAAAUAGCCAACAAAUGGAGGGACCAGAUCAUCGUUUUUACUGGUUUUUACUGGUUUUACUGGUUUUUACUGGUUUUACUGGCAUUCUGACAGGAAGACAAGGGUGUUUUUGUCUUGUUGACCCUCAUACAGCCCAGUUUAUAGAGUGACCUGUUGUUUCACCAUAGCUGCAGCAUAUCAUUUUGUCACAUGUUAACCUCAGCAAAACCUUGCAUUUGGAAAAACGUUUUGUCUCUCUCCCUCAUUACACCCUCUCUCUCACUGAAGUAGUACAGUGGUACAGUACAUCUUCCUUAUUUAAAUGAUAAAGAUGGUGUUCCUAUAUAUCACAAGAGAAGUAAAUGGGUUGUCAGUUAACAACCGGAGGACAAAAGGGGUUGGGGGAGUUUUGCCACUGCAUGCUUUGGCCUAGAAUCAAGCGGGUGCCACUGUUCUUUAGCCUAAAAUCUCAUGGGUGGAAUUGGGUUUCAGUUCCCCAGUUGAAGAGAACCUGAUCUGAUCCUAAGUAUAUUUACUCAAAAACGAAUUGUCUGUACUCAGCAAAAACAGUACGUAUUGAAGCUUCUGACCUCUGUUGCUGCGGAUUGAGUAUGUCCCCCACAACCUAGAAUCUCUCAAGUUUUCAUGAUUCUGACUUUGAUAAUGUAGGCAUUUCCCUCACAAACUUGUUUUUUUCUGUCAAAUGUUUGAUGACAGAAUAAGGAGAUGAUGUGAAAAUCAUCCUUAUCAGUGUAAUUUCUUCUCCCUUCUGAGGUGGUUUUGCUAGGGGAAAACUGGGCUCCUUAUUAAAGGUGUACGUCCUUUUUGUAAUGAAGGUAUGGCACUGAGGCUACUUUAGAAGACAGCAGGGAAGGGUGUUUUUGGUAAAGCAUUUCUCCAGUUCUGUUGUGAAGGUGCACUUUAUUUAUUUGGGGGGGGCGGGGGUUGUUGGUUCUGGAGAAAUGUUUCAGGGCAGUUUCAAAUACUGUGGUACUCUUCUAGGAAUUUUAAGUUCUGUUUGUCAUUAAAAGCAACUGCUUGAGAUUUCUUGUAAACAAUCUGCUUUCUGGUGUAAAGAUAGAAAAAGUGCAAUCCUGACGAAGAAUAAAGUGAAAACAUUUGCCUGUG